Molecule: messenger RNA, 1504 nt
Organism: Lentinula edodes (shiitake mushroom)
Lineage: Eukaryota; Fungi; Basidiomycota; Agaricomycetes; Agaricales; Omphalotaceae
Product: fido domain-containing protein
Exons: 8
Coding region: 104-1369 (421 amino acids)
Source: RefSeq, a predicted model, not a curated record
GUACUUUCUCGACUGUUUUCUGAACUCUGAAAGACCAGUUCUCGAUCAUUCCUCGGUCAAGGCAUGCGGUGGCUCGCUUUAUCUUAUAAUUUAGCUUAAUAUAAUGCUUCAGAACAUACCUGAUGCUUUGACAACUGAAGACGCCACACGACUCCGAGAUUCGUUUCGUGUCUCACCAAGAGAUCAGGUCAAAUGUGCUACUUCUGCACGCCUUUGGGAGGAAUUACUUGAACGCUAUCGUCUUCCGUUCUUGCUGCUUCGCGUAGCGGAUCUGCGCUUCAUAACGAGGGGGCCAGGCUCUCAAAUGACGUCGCUCCACCUUUAUGUCGAGCUCGGGAAGAUGAUUCAAGACGAAAUUUAUGAUGUGUGGUUAUCUCAGCUUCUGGAUUCGGUAACGAAACAGACGAACAAUAUGCUAUCUGCCUACAAAUCUGCCCAAAACAUUACUCCUAAUCAACACUGGCGUCGGAGAACGUCCGAAGACCCUUUCCCUUAUUGUCGUAUGCCAAAGGCGUUUAUCGACGAGUUGCGCCAAAAUUGGAAGAAACUUAGUACCAUGGACUCGUCGGUUUUGUCCAAGUUCAUCAAUCUUCAUUGCCUGGAGACCAACGUCAUCGAGGGCACUGUCCAGUUUGAUCCAACAGCAACUACCAUGCUCGUUCAAGUAGGCUUCCUUAAUGAAGCCGCCCCAGGACAGAUUACAGACUCUAAUAUCAUAUCUGGGACUGUGAGGCAGAGUCGGGAUGCCCUUUUGAUUCUUCAAGACACACAUAAGGCCGUAGACGAAAUCUUUGAACUCGUAAAAACAAGGCCUGUAGUAAUCACCCCCGAGUGGGUAUGCUGUCUGCAUAAGAAAAUGAUGGCUUCGAGUCGUGUCAAUGUCCUGGAUAUGAAUGGGAAUCGCAAGUUCAACCAUAUUACUAUCGGUGCAACGCGACAGUUGUCUUGCGUAAACGUCGCUAUACAAACAUCAUUUCAAGGACGUCCACUUAAGGUUCAAUUUUGUCCGUAUGACUCGGUUGACGCUGAGCUUGCUACAUUUUGCAAGCAAUGUACUGUUCUGUUGGAAAGGAACGACGUUGACCCUUUCGCUGCCGCUGCUUGGAUUAGCCACAUCUUCAUUACUAUUCAUCCGUUUGAGGAUGGCAAUGGGAGGCUCUCAAGGAUGCUUGCUUCCAUUCCUCUUUUGCUGCAGGAGCUGCCGCCGAUUUGCAUUGGUUUAUCUGAGAAAAGUAAUUACAAUGGGUUUCUCAACGCAACUCGAUCUUACCGCAACGGAGAUUAUGAAGAACUCAUGAAAGUUUUACAUCAGGGGACUUUAUCGUCACUGUCUCAACUUAGACUUCAUCUCAGCGGGCUGCAGUUCUAGAGCAGAGACGAGGGGGCAGGUCGUUGGAUGCCUUCGGACUGAAUCAAAAUUUCGAUUUCCUUUCUAUUUAGUAUACAUGUACAUAGGCAAAGAAAGUACUAUAUUUCAACUUCUAUGUACUACAUGUGAUGACAG